GUCUGCCUCUUCUCAGGUGCAUCUCCGUGUUAGCGCUCCUGAGAGCACGAGGGUCUUCGACCGAGGCAGCCUUAAAGGUAGACCGGUGUCUUGUCUGAUCAGGCUCAAUGCCGUUAUACCUCUGUGUGGACUGUGGCGGCUCGAAGGCUGCCGCUGUCAUCGCCGAUGAGACGGGCAACCCCGUCGCCCGUGCCCUCGGAGGCCCCUCCAACUUUGCAUACCUCGGCUUGGAGGCCUUCGUUGCUGUUGUGAAGGAGACCGUCGAGAGCGCUCUCAAAGCUUGCGAUCCAUCUGUGCUGAAAGCCAAUGGAAUCGAUUCUUCAACACAGCUGACCCUUCCUCCUCCGGAAGGAAAGUCUUACCUGGCUGCCGCCUGGCUCGGUGUCUCUGGAUGCGACUCGCCGCAAGCCGUCGCUGACAUCACUCCUGCUGUCGAAGCCCUCCUCGGUGUCCGUCCGCGCGUUGCGAAUGACACGCAUCUCCUCGCUGCGCCUAUGACGCUCUAUCCCGACGUGACCGGUGCUGUAGCUGUUGUGGCAGGGACAGGUGGGAUUGUCGUGAGCUUCCGUGAGGCGGUGCAGAAGGAGACCGGAGAGAAGGCGGGGCUGGAGGAGCUCGGGCGGUGUGGAGGAUGGGGCUGGAUAUUGGGCGACGAGGGAGGUGGCUUCCAUGUUGGGCGGGAGGCUAUUCGGCAGGUGCUCGACGAGGCAGAUCGGGCCUCCGUGAAACCCAAAACGACCGAGACGUCUACUCCAUCCGAGAAGCCAUGGGGUCUCCGCCAACGCGUUCUCGCCCGCUUCGGCAUCACCGACGUCUACGAGCUCCUCACCAUCGUGCACAAGCCCGACCCCGCGCCCAUCUCCCCCUCCACACUUGCGCCCGCGAGCUCCGACGCGACACUAUCGCUCUGGCCGACGCCGCCGACCUUCGACCCUGCGAUGGCGAAGGACGGCCUCCUCCCGAUGACCGCGAUGCCGCGCGAGAAGCGGCUCUCCUCGCUCAGCCCGCUCGUGUUCGCCGCGGCGUUCGAGGACGGCGACCCACUCGCGAUCCGCGUCCUCCAGGCGACGUCCAGCGCGCUCGUCGACCAGAUCUGCGUGCUGCUCCGCACGGAGGAGCGGUCGUCUGAGGGAGAGCGCCGCAUCAGGGCGGCGGAGAGCAUCCUGUGCAUGGGCGGCUCAUUGAGCGGCGUGGACGCGUAUCGGAAGCUGAUCGUGGACGAGCUGGAGAGGAGGGGACAUGUGUUCCGCCGUGUGCAGGUUGUGGACGAUGCGGCGGCUGUGGGGGCGAAGGCUCUGACGCUUAUGAAGACGUAAUUGGGGGCAGGACGAGGAAUGAACAAUCAAGUAUAUGGAUCUUUGUACAUCUACGUCUGCGCGUGGGGCUUGAUUAACUUUGGAUAGUUCAUGUAGGAACGUAAUCAUCUUGUUCGUUUUCGUUCUUGAUAGCACAGACAAUGACGCUGGAUCUGCGAGAGGCAUCAUCACAUUGGAGUUCCUGAUGCCUAUGCGUAUACAUCGUCGGCCG
Molecule: messenger RNA, 1527 nt
Organism: Rhodofomes roseus
Lineage: Eukaryota; Fungi; Basidiomycota; Agaricomycetes; Polyporales; Fomitopsidaceae
Exons: 4
Coding region: 108-1316 (402 amino acids)
Source: RefSeq, a predicted model, not a curated record